Messenger RNA from Symbiodinium sp. CCMP2456, 2040 nucleotides. NCBI's taxonomy places the organism in Eukaryota, Dinophyceae, Suessiales, Symbiodiniaceae. The record is from the annotation of a GenBank genome assembly.
AUGGUGUGGUGGCGCUAUCUUGUGCUGCUUUCCUCGUCUCUGGCUUUCCGCAAGAGUGACUUUACAGAUUGGGAUUGCCGACGAGUGAAUUCAAAGCUUGUCCUGUGGAAUACGCUCCGGGAAGUUGCUGUUGCAGAAGCAGAUGCCGCGGAGUCUUCUCUAUUCACUGUCCCGAACCUGGUGUCCACAGUGAGCGAUUUCGAGACAUCCCCUGCAGUGUUCGAGACGCUGUUCACUGAAUGCCCACUGGGCACGAUCUUUCUUCUGGAGAUCGCGCUUGGCAGCUGCCUUUUGAAUCAUGGGCAGUACACCUUCGAGCCUUGCGAAGCGACCGGAGAUUUGUUGAUGGAGCUCAUGCUUCGGCGAAAUGUAUCUAUGGCUAUGCUACUCACAGCAACUUGGCCCAUCAAACAGGCCCUUGACAUGCCGUUUCUGUACGAGUUCGGGGCGGACACAGCCAGCAGCUGGCACACGGUCCAGAACAGCCCGGUUUACAUCUGUGACCAGCAGGUUGCGGAUAAUGGCGAGGGUGGAUUCGAGUGGCCGCAGCUCCAAGAGCUCAUUUGGAUUGCGGUUCGAGACGAAGAGCAGGUUUUGCCAAAGGUUCGCAACUUGAUUUUCGGGAAGGAGAUACAGAAGUUGGUGACCGACCAGUUGCAAGAUCCGCACCACUUCCUGCCCGACUGUUUGUCCGGAUGGAUUGCCACGCUGCUCAUCUUCGCUGGCAUCACAUGGCACAUGGAGUCUUAUGUGUACUUCUCCUACGAACAAGUGCUGAAGCGAUAUCUGGCCACCUUGGAGUUCUGGGAGUUCUUCGGUUCGGGCUGGUUGCUUUCCGCGCUGAUGGGUCAGGUUUGCGUGAUGCAUCGCACCAUUAACGAGAUGGACUUCUCGGGUUCUGAGCUCCUCAAAGAUCCACACAUCGACUCGAUUGGCUCUCUGCGCCUCAAGGCGUCGCCGAUUUUCUCCGCAACGGCUGCUGCCGUGCUGGGCGAGGGCGCGAGACCUUACAGCGUGAACGGAGAGAGUCGGCUUCUGACGUAUGCCGUGUAUGUCUGGGGCGAGGCCUUCGUGAAGUGGCUUCCGGCGUACAUCAAGCGCUUCCACAGUCUCGGAGUCUACAACCUCAUGGUUUUCGGUGACACUGCCACGUACCAGGUUUGCUCUGCGAUCCAGAGGGCUGUUUGCCUCCAACUGGAUACGAAGAACUCUCUCCACCGCUAUACGAUUCCGUUGGCUCUCAUGAACCUGGGUGUGGAUGCCUUCAUCCUCGAUUUCGAUAUCUAUCCCUUUCAGGAUCCGACGCCUGUGCUGAUUUCUGAAAUUGAGAGCUACAGUGUCGCUCCGGAACUUUUGAUUGGUGGCUCUUUCGGAGAUGCGUGCAUCUGCAAUGCAUUGGCCUUCUACCGGAGCACGCCUGCGCUUCGCGACUUCAUCCGAGGCUUGUUGGACUGGCUGUAUGAGCAUCCCUUCCCACAUGCUGUUUCGCAGAGGGAGAAUUCGCACAUCUGUGAUUGCUUCAAGCUCAUAAGUCAGAACACGGCCAAGGAAGCACCCAUGCAGAAAAAGCAAAGCACGAGCCCAGUCGUCGUGAAAGCAGAGAGAUUGGCCCCUUGGCUUCCGGACCGUGCUAGCCCUGGAAUCGCUUGGGCUGUGCUGGAUCCAGGUGCGUGGCGGGUGCUCAUGAAACACAUGGGCAUUGGAUUUGUUGACGUUGUAAUAGGUGUACAGUUUUCCUCGUCGGCCAACCUCGAGACCUCGGGCUGGGCGGGCAAUGCAAAGGACAUCGUGAUCUAUCACUUUUUCUAUGGAGCUUGGUUGGAGGCCGAAGUUGCCAUGCAGAUAGAGGUGAAGGACAGGGAGACCUUCGAUAUCUUUUACAACACAAGCUGUGGCAGAGAGCCUCAGGCGUGUGAAGAACGACGAGAGCAAAGGAUUCAGGACCACCUCGCUGCAAACAGGCGAGGAGAUGUACGAAACCAUACAGAGCGAGAGUGCAUCUCGCUGCCGUACGAAGAUCUGGAUCCUGUGGUUAUGUGA